AUGAUAUUAAUUCCAAAUGAUUCUUCUAAUUUUUACGUUAGAGUCGCUUCCUCUUCCCUCUUAGGCUUAUUUCCCUCCCCCCCUGCCCACACAUUUCUUACUCUGUUCUUUCCUUUCCUUAUUCUUUCUGCCUUUCUUUCUUUUAUAUUCUUUCUUUCUUUCUUUCUUUCUUUCAUUUUCUUUCUUUCUUUCUUUCUUUCUUUCUGCAUUGUCUCCUUUUUGUUUCUUCGCUUUCAUCCUCUCUUCCAAUAUCCAUCGCUUUAUUUCUUCCUUCCUUCCUCCCUUCCUCUCUUUCUACCUAUGUAUAUAUCUCUCUCUUUCUCGCUUCCUUUUUUCCUUCUCUCCUCUCUUCCGACUCUGCCUUUCUUUCUUUUGUCUUUUACUUACUUCUUUGUACUUUCUUUCCUUUUUCUUUCUAAUCUCCUGUGGCUUUCUUUCAUAUUCUUUCUUUCUUUCUUUCUCUCUUUCUUCCUUCUUUCUUACUUUCUGCAUUGUCGCCUUAUUGUUUCUUCCCUUUCAUCCUGUCUUCCAAUAUCCAUCGCUUUAUUCCUUUCUUUCUCACUCUCUCUCUCUCUCUCUCUCUCUCUCUUUCUCGCUUCCCUGUUUUCCUCUCUCCUAUUUCCCGCUAGUCCCUUUGUCUAUUUGUCUUCAUUGCCUCUUUUCUUCUUUUCUUUAUCUCUUCUUUGUUUACUUCCUACCUUCCUGCUUUCUUCAGUCUAUUCUUUUCUUCCUUUCUUUCCUUUUUAUUCUCCUCAUUUUCUCCUCUCAUUCCACAUUUUAUUUCUUAACUUAUAUCUUUCCUUCCUUUCUUCUUCAACUGUCUCCCCUGUUUCUGCCUCGUCCUCCAUUUUUUUUUAUCUCUAUUCCUUACCUCAUUUCUUCUUUGUCUAUCACUUCUGUGUUUGCUUCUUCCUGCUUUCUUUUGUGAUUUAUCCUUCCUUCCUUCCUUCCUUCCUUCCUUUGUCUCUUUCUUUCGCCUUCUUCCUACCAUUCUUUUACAAUUUCUUGCUAAUUUAUUCCUUUCUUCAAACAUUUCCUUUGAACUCUCCAUGUUUUAUUCUCAGCUUCCCCUUUCAUUCCACUUUUUUUCUUCUCUUGUCCUUCUCUUCCUUCCAUCAUAUCUUUCUUCCUUCAUUUCUUAUUUACUUCCCGCUUCCUUACACUUUUUCUCUUGCCUUUCUUUUCCAUCUUUCCUUUGACGUUUCUUUCUUUUUUCAUUCUUUUCAUUUUCUAGUCUUCCAUGAUUUCCUUCCUAUCUUACUUGCUUCUUCCCCCCUUAAUCUUUUUUUAUUUUCUUGUCUCUCUCUUCUUCCAUUCCUUCCUUUAUUUCUUUCUUUCAUUUCUUCCAUAGUUUCUUUCCUUACUACUUUCAUUAAAUGUUUUAUUCUCUUUUCUAUCUCUUCUUUUCUUCAUUCAUUCCUUCCUUUGUCUUGUACUCCAUUCUUUCCUUCCUUGCUUCCGCCUUUCCGUAAUGUUUUUUCUUCUCUUGUCUAUAUCUUCAUUUUCCUUCCAUUGUCUAGUUCUCCAUUCUUUCUUUCCUUGCUUCCGAUUUUCCUAAGACAUGUUAUUCUCUUGUCUAUCUCCUUCCUCCUUUCCUUAAACUUUUUUAUUCUCUUGCCUAUCUCUUCAUUUCUUCCUUCCUUCAUGUCUUCCUUCCUUCCUUUAUCAAAUCCUUCACUGUUUACUUAUUUGCUUCCUACUAUUCUUAGUCUUUUUCUUCUUUUGCCUACUUUGCCUAGUCCUCCAUUGCUUUUUUUCUUGCUUACCCCUUUACUUAUUCUUCCUGUCUUGUCUCUCCCCACUCUCUCUCUUUUUUCCUUCACAGCUUCUUCGUUGAUAAUUUCUUCCUUUCUUUGUCGUAUCCUUCAUUGUUUGCUUCCUAGCCUCCUCUUUUCCUUAAUCUUUUUCUUCUCUUAUCUUUUCCUUCCUUCCUUCCUUCCUUCCUUCCUUCCUUCCUUCCUUCCUUCCUUCCUUUUUUCCUACUUUCCUCCAUUCCGUCCUUUGUCUCUUCCUACAUUUCAUUACUUCCCCCCUCUCAUUCAUUUUUCUUUCGUUGCAUCCAUUGUUUCCUUCCUUUCCUUAAUUUUUUCUUCUCUUGUCUAUCUCUUCCUUUCUUUCUUUCUUUCUUCCUUCUAUGACAAUUUUUUCCUUUUCUUUUCUUCUUUUCUUUGUCUUGUCUACAUUUUUCCUUCCUAUCUCCCUCUUUUCCUUAAUCUUUUUUUCUUGUCUAUAUCUUUCUUCGUUUCUUCUGUCCUCCAUUCCGUCUUUUGUCUCUUCCUACAUUUCAUUCCAUCUUUCCACUCUUUCAUUUUUUUCUUUUGUUGUCCAUCUUUAACUUCUUUCCUUCCUUCUCUCUUCAUUUUCUUUUUCCUUCCUUUCUUCUUUCUUUCUUUCUUUUGCCUAGUCAUCCAUUGUUUCUUUCCUAGCUUCCUAAUUCCACCCUUACUUAUUUUUUCUUCUCUUCUCUAUCUCUUCCUUCCUUCCUUCCUUCCUUCCUUCCUUCCUUCCUUCCUUCCUUCCUUCCUUCCAUGA
Molecule: messenger RNA, 2532 nt
Organism: Acanthosepion pharaonis
Lineage: Eukaryota; Metazoa; Mollusca; Cephalopoda; Sepiida; Sepiidae
Source: the annotation of a GenBank genome assembly